GGAAUGACCUAGAAGCUUUCAAGCGCGUGAGAUUAGGGUUUAAGGCGAAGAACGAAGAGGAGAGGAAGCGUUGCGCGCGAGCGAUUCACGCGGGGUGCUUUGGAAUGGCUGCCGACGGCGAGGCCUCGCAUUCCGUGGUUCUCUACGUCUACGACCUGAGCCAGGGCCUGGCGCGGCAGCUCUCGACUUCGCUGCUCGGGGCAGCGAUCGAGGGCAUCUGGCACACUUCGGUGGUGGUCUAUGGCACCGAGUACUACUACAGCGGUGGAAUCACGACCAGCAAUCCGGGGCGCACGCCCUACGGCCGUCCCGUGAACACGGUCGAGCUUGGAAGAACUCAAGUGCCAAAGGAGGUGUUUGAGGAUUACCUCAGGGAGAUCAGUCCCCGCUACACGGUCCAGACUUACAGCAUCCUGUCGCACAAUUGCAACAACUUUAGCAACGAGGUGGCGCAGUUUCUGCUCGGAGUGGACAUCCCGGACUACAUUUUGCGGCUGCCUCAAGACGUGAUCACCACUCCCAUGGGAUACUUGCUCCAGCCGAUGAUCCAGCAAAUGGAGACCACCCUGAGAUAUGGAGGGGUCCCGCAAGUGCCUGAACUAGCAGAGGCGACGGGGACGCCACAGCGUGUAGCGAUGGCCAGACGUGCCAAGGAAGAGUGCCUCACCACCACCAUACCCGAAGACGAAGAUCUAGAGCUCCAGAGGAUGCGCUCUUCGCGAGCAGUCAAGACGGCUAAGGUGGCUUCUCGCGGCGAUGAGGGAAGAGCUGGACGGAAGAAAGCCGCCGCCACCAAGAUGGAGGACGCGAGAGCCAAAGUCCAGGAGGAGAUCACUCGCGAGUUUACUGCGCUCAUGGCCGCGGGAGGGCUGCGAGCCAGCGAGGCGGCGGCUCUUGCCGCGCGGAGAGUGAUGGAAAGGCACGGCAUUGGUGGCAGUGGCACGGCGACGCAGUCGUGAUAGAUACGACGUACGAGAAAUUCUUUUGGGUGUGAGCGAUUCUUCUACACCCCCAUUGAUCACACAGUUCCUUGAUCGAUAACAACGACGAUGAUAUGUUUCAAGCAAUAUUGGGUUUUGCCGUGA
Selaginella moellendorffii is the source of this 1085-nucleotide messenger RNA. RefSeq names its product desumoylating isopeptidase 1. Gene Ontology annotation, molecular function: peptidase activity. The transcript has 4 exons. Bases 105 to 959 code for a protein of 284 amino acids. NCBI's taxonomy places the organism in Eukaryota, Viridiplantae, Streptophyta, Lycopodiopsida, Selaginellales, Selaginellaceae. Gene Ontology annotation, biological process: protein modification by small protein removal. The record is from RefSeq and is a predicted model, not a curated record.